UGCCCAGUCCAGCUCGACUCGGCGAUUCGGAUUCGGUUGUUCGGGCGUUCGGCUGUUCGACUUGUCGUUCCCACUCGACUCGACAGCGGCAACGCUUGUUUUGUGUUCGGUUCUGUUGCAUUACGGUGCUCUGCUCAGGACAACGAAUCAUCGCAACAAGACAGAAAGAAGCGGAGAACAAAGCCGAAAAAGGCUCACGUGAGCGAUCCGAGGAGGACAGCCGGAGCUACACGCAGGAGGUUUUGAGACUAAGUACAGACCAGUUUGAACGAGGAGUGGGUGGUGUGUACCUAUGACGAAUUCCUGGAAAAGACGAAAAAGAAAUAUACAGCUUGCUCACCGUUCGUCAUAGCUGGACUCGAAUACAAUCCACAACAGUGUGACGAUACAUGUCUGAGGGCCUUUAAUGUCGGCUUUUGUAAUCAACUCUGCCGUGGUUCGUAGUUUGAGAUCGGGCUAGUUGUCGACACUUGGCAGGGCGGUCGGCUCAUAAACUGCCCUCUUCUUUAAUGCUGUGACUAGCGGGCUCAAUAAGCUAAUCGGCCAAUACGCGACGUUUGGCGUGUGCGCACCUCGCCAAUCUCGAACAGUUUGAAGCCGAACCCACGUAGGGAACGUUGAAGUAAGCUUCACAAAAUCUAAAUCAGUGGAUUCUAUAUGUAGGCCGUGUUCGGGGCCAACUGGUCUCUGUCGUGUUCUUCUACAGUACGUUUCGAUUCGCGCGCGUGAACGCGGGCACACACACGUGCGGUUAACUGGCAGGUAGUUGCAGCCCCACGUGGGGCUACAACAAACGCGAAAAAAUCGCUAGGCUCCCGAUCACGUGACUCACGCCAGCGGUAACAAUAUGUAAACUUCGAUCUCGUAAAAUUCGUUCAUGGCAGGAUCGCUUGGAUAUUUCUUGGUACCUUGCAAUGAUGAUGUUUCAUCGAUAAUUUGACGUACCGUUUAGUGCAAUUACUGAAUUUCAGUUACUUGAACGAAAAAAAAAAAGUGUGAAUUAGUCAAACUUGUGAUUACUCGAGCUUCUAGGUAAUAACUAUAGUGCUGAUUUGGGUGAGGAACUUGGUAUUCGCUAUCGUGCAAGACGCAGUGGACUAUAAUGGAAUAGAACAAAUAUGCUGUGCAGUCAGUAUCGCUAGCGACUUGCCCGGUUGACGUAUGACGGUAACCUUAACGCCAGUUGAGUGUCGAUAAACACAAUCACGAUGAUGGAACUGGCAGGCGCUACAGACCUCAGUAUGGGCUCCUCGCCGAGACAAACUCCUGGACAUCCUGGCCACACGUACCGAACUAUAGACUCCGAGACAGCCCACGAACAAAAAACUCGAUUGCCUAACUGGACCGAGGAGGAGAAAAACGUGCUCAUUCAGGAAGUUCGUAGAAGAGCCGCAGUCCUCACUACACCUCGAGCCAAAGGAAUGUCGCACCUCAAAGAAAAGGCGUGGGAAGAGAUUACAGCAGCGGUCAACGCGGUUCAAGCUCCGGGUAGUCAACUGCGGAACGCACAAACCUGUCGUAAAAAGUGGGAAAAUCUUAAAUUAUAUGCGAAGAAAGCGCAGAAGGAAGGUAGAAAUGACCUAACUCUGGCAACUGUAUCGCAGCUGAUCGGCAGCGACGUCGAUCUCAAAGUACUCCAAGCAACCCUACAGGCUGUACAAGGUGCUAGCGGCUCACCCAGCCCUUCUCCAGGACCUACCGACGCUGCCGGACCUGAAUCGUUAGGAGCUAUUUUUUCAGUGCUGCAACAGCAGGGAAUGAAUGGGGCGCUCGCACGAAUGCUCGGACUCUCAGGGACCUUGCCAAAUGCUCCUGCUUCUGAUGAGGCAUCUCUCUCUGACUGCUCGAACUCAGUUGAAGAUCCAGACGAACUUCGAGCAGCACUGCGAGUCAAAGCAGAACUUGGUGACGAAAUGCGUAGAUUGUCUGGAGGUUCUGGGGGCUCCAGUUCAGGAGUUACACUUAGCGGUGCCGAACGGAUCAAUGGACACCACACCAUUGGCGGGAUCGACCAUUUACUACAGGCUGUUCAGCAACAACAACAACAACAACAACAACAACAACAACAACAACAGAUACAACUUGAUCAUGUCAAGCAGAGUCCGUCGCCUUUACCGCUUCCGCCCGGGGUUAGUCUUGAACCCGUCCAAAAGAUGACCAUAUCGCACACGCCUCCGUCCGCAGCUACUCUGGCUAGACGCACUCCGACGCCUAGUGGGAGUCAUCUUUCUCAGCACUUACAGCAGUCAUCACAGAGUUCGCAGUCUUCACAGAAUGCGGUUACUUUAAAUGGUUUCCAUCUGCCACAGCAGCAGCAGCAACAACAACAGGUUCAUCAACGAGACACCCACACUCCUUCAAAUCACCAGCACCCACAGCAACAAAGACUGCAUAGGAAUACACUCGCUCAAGGGGGGCAGCUCUACGCGAAUGGCGGUACUCGACAAAGAGGUUCAGCCUCGGACCUGUCUGCAGCUGGACAAAUGAAUAGCCGCAUAGCCGUUAAUGGCGUGUCCACGAAGCGUCGCAGAGAUUUCGAGUUGGAGUCCGGGGAUGUUUCUGAACACUUGGUUGAAAAACGAACGUUCUACAAGGAGAUGACCAAACUCUGCGGUACUGUACAAAGUCUUGUCGAGUCGAUGCGCGAGACGCAACACCUCAAACAGCGAGUUCUUGUGGAGAAGCUUCGGCUGGUACGAAUGAAGGAGGCGGCGUUGGUGGCACAAGUUCAACGAGACAAUCUCGUCGAAAAGGACACUACCUCCUCGAUCCUGCCCGAGCCGGACAGUGAUGGUCUACAAGAGACCAUGAAGGCAAUCGAUGAUAUCGGCGAGGACGAUACUAAUGUGGAACUUGUCGACGAUUCGACAGCCAAAGGCAAAGCUGACGGCCAAGAGGACUGUGCAUUCCCGAAGCACAACGGUCCAGACGGUACAAGGCAAUUGUUGCGGGACGCUGAGAAAAAAGCGAGUGACUUUGAAGAGGCAAUAGAUACGAACGAGGGCAAAGAAAAGGACGAUGGCCUGGAAAUUAGAAUAAUGCUUGAUGGGGAUGAAGACAACGAUCUCGACACUAGCAAAAAGGACACAAAGGAAGACGGGCCCGAAACUGAAGAAGAGUAGAGAUGGAAUGG
This is a messenger RNA of Varroa destructor (honeybee mite), 3133 nucleotides long. RefSeq lists its product as uncharacterized. NCBI's taxonomy places the organism in Eukaryota, Metazoa, Arthropoda, Arachnida, Mesostigmata, Varroidae. The record is from RefSeq and is a predicted model, not a curated record. Gene Ontology annotation, cellular component: nucleus.